AUGUCACAAUCCAUGGAGAAGCCUAAUGGCAACGACACCUCGACCAAAGUCACUGAAACGGAGACAAAGGACCCAACUGGCACAGGAACUAGCGCGUCUGAUUACUUCCUCGAAUUCUAUCAAUGCGAAACUGGUCCCGAUGGAAGUACAUCGGAGAUGCCCAAAGCCCUGUUCAUUCAACAGAUGGGGGCUACUACAGAUCCGAGAACAGUGACACUUGGUGAGAUUAGAGCCAUGGUGAAGGAUCAGAAAGCGAUGAAAAAUGCGCAAAAUGCGCCGUUUUGCACAAAAAUUGGAUCAGAAGUCAAUGAUACAGUGAAACUCAGUGAUUAUUUUACAAUGAGUAAUAGUACAAACCAGUCAGAGGGCAAUAGUAUACCAUAUCCGGUUUAUCUGAAAACUAUCAAAGUCACAAGCACUGUUGAUCAGAACUUUCAAGAUUCCCUCAAAACGAACUUUAAUCAAGACCUCAAUAUGAAUAUGACUGUAUAG
Molecule: messenger RNA, 492 nt
Organism: Talaromyces stipitatus ATCC 10500
Lineage: Eukaryota; Fungi; Ascomycota; Eurotiomycetes; Eurotiales; Trichocomaceae
Exons: 4
Coding region: 1-492 (163 amino acids)
Source: RefSeq, a predicted model, not a curated record